Messenger RNA from Ctenocephalides felis (cat flea), 411 nucleotides. RefSeq names its product mediator of RNA polymerase II transcription subunit 22-like. NCBI's taxonomy places the organism in Eukaryota, Metazoa, Arthropoda, Insecta, Siphonaptera, Pulicidae. Gene Ontology annotation, molecular function: transcription coregulator activity. The record is from RefSeq and is a predicted model, not a curated record. Gene Ontology annotation, cellular component: mediator complex. Gene Ontology annotation, biological process: regulation of transcription by RNA polymerase II.
AUGUCACGAAUACCUCAGUCAAAAGAAGCUUUAUUAAAAUUAAACACAAGAUUGAAAGAAGAUGUUAAAAGCAUGUUAGAAAAUUUUUAUAGAAUAAUUAAAUUGGCAAAAGGCGAAAAUGAAUCACAAUUAUCAAGAGUGACACAAUGUGAACAAGACACCUAUGAAAUGCAUGUACGGGCAGCAAAUAUAGUGCGUGCUGGAGAAUCAUUGAUGAAGCUAGUAUCUGACAUAAAGCAGUAUUUAAUUUUAAAUGAUUUUCCAUCUGUUAACGAAGCAAUAACACAAAAUUCUAAAUUAUUCAGAACUAAACAAGCAGAGUGCGACCAGAAACUUAUGUCACUUAGAGAUGAUAUGGCAGCAGAUUUAUAUGAUUUAGAAGAGGAAUAUUAUACAAGCAUAUACAAAUAG